Molecule: messenger RNA, 1251 nt
Organism: Acaulospora morrowiae
Lineage: Eukaryota; Fungi; Glomeromycota; Glomeromycetes; Diversisporales; Acaulosporaceae
Source: the annotation of a GenBank genome assembly
AAACCCGAUACGGACGCAGACGGUAGACCUAUUGAAGCUGUGAUUGUGAAGACUUUUCGAAAGUUUGCUAAUCAUGAAAAAGAACGUCUCCAACAAAGGAAACAGGCUAUAUUCAAAAAAGAGAUGGAUGGUAGAGUGGCUGAGUUGCUUAAAUGGGGGCAAAACUUUAAGUUAAAUUCACCACUACCAAAAGAUCUUAUCCCAAUCCUUACCAAAGACGAAACAAAACGUCAACAACUGGCAGCAAAAUCAGAAGCAGCAAUGCCAAAAGAAAAAACUUCCUCGACUCCAACUUCUGAUGUAAAAACAGAACUUUCAAAGCCAGUCAUUAAGAUUGAAGAGGAUAAAUCACAAUCUAACGGGGAAUCAAAGUCUGUUCCCGAAAAGGUCGCUUCAGACAAACCAACUUCUGCUGCCGACAAAGCGCCUCCACAACUUUCUCCUUCUAGAACUCUUGCAACAACACCGACAAACACACAAUUCAAGUUGAAUGCGAAAGCAUCUGAAUGGAAGCCUAAUCCUAACGCGGCGAGUUUCACUCCGACUCCAAAUACCGCUGGAGACAAAAGAUCUCCGGGCUCUUCUCCUUUCUUUGGCAACCGUCAAUUGAGGAAAAAUACUGCAUCGCUAAAAGACGGAUUCUGUCCUUUUAAGAAAGGAAAAUCUCUGGAAAAUCCAAAUUCAAUUCCACCAACAUGGCCUUUCGGUCAAAAACCCUUUAGGCAUCAUUUUACUGUUACCACUAAUUACGAAGAAGACAUUUAUACACAGGCUUCUGUAAAUCAAGGGUUCGGAUUCACAGCAUAUCCCGUUCCACAUUAUCGUUUCACGGCUGGAACGCAGUUUGUUGGCGUUCCGCCUAUGCCAAUGCAACAAACGACACCUGUGCAGUAUAUGCCUGGGUUUGUGCCUGGCAUGCCUUUCACCACUGCACCCAUGCCACCAAACGGAGCUCCGCCUACAAUAUAUAGCCCGCAGAUUCCACCGGUGAUUCCACAACAUUUUGGUUCUCAAGGAUUCCCUUCACCAGGUCGUACGCCAAUAGUUCCUACUGGUAUACACCCUCAGAUGUAUCCACCAUAUCAAAGUCCGCAUGGGUUACCACCUAUGAUGCGUUACCCACAUGAAAUAGUCCCCCACGUUCCCCCAGCUGGUGUGAUGAUGAGUCAACGGCCCAUGAUGAUGGAGCAGCAUUAUGAAACCGCUCCGAUGGAAGUAAUGCCAGUUUCGGAUCAGACAACAACGCAGUAA